AUGACGAUGAGCGUUGAGAGGAGCAAGCAGGAGGGCCAUUGCGGCCAGGAGUGCAAAAAAGCCUACGGGCCGCGAGCAGGACGACUUGGGAUUGAAUGUCUGGUGAGCAAUAACCGCGUCAUUAUUUCCCGGCUCGCAUUGACAGGUGAUCUUGGAGUACUCAUGGGCGAGAUCGCUGCUGAUUCCAUGCAUCAUAUUCGGGAGAUGGAGAUGAAUCAACAAGCCAUAGUUCUGCAGGUUGCCGCCGGCUUUGUUCUCUUCUUCAGUGCAUGGGGCAUGAUCAACACACUUGCCGUCUUCCAAACCUACUCUGAGAGCGGCGAGCUCUUCAAAGCCUCCUCUUGCAGAUCUCUUGGAUAG
Aspergillus fumigatus Af293 is the source of this 360-nucleotide messenger RNA. RefSeq lists its product as uncharacterized. The record is from RefSeq and is a predicted model, not a curated record. Lineage: Eukaryota; Fungi; Ascomycota; Eurotiomycetes; Eurotiales; Aspergillaceae. The transcript has 2 exons. Bases 1 to 360 code for a protein of 119 amino acids.